CUUCGCAGCGCCCAGUUCCGGCCAAACUCCGCUCCCCUUCCCCGGCGCGCUUCGCUUUCCUCCGCCCUCCUCGCCGCGCUUUCCUCGGGGACUCCUCGCUCGGCGCUCCAGCCAUGCACUGCCAAGCCGAAGCCCGGCUGGCUCCCCCGGGGCCGCUGAAAGCAGCCAGGCGGCGCUACAAGACUUUCAUGAUCGACGAGAUCCUGUCCAAGGAGACGUGUGAUUACUUCGAGAAGCUCUCGCUCUACUCCGUCUGCCCGGCGUCGCUCAUCGUCCGGCCAAAACCCCUCCACUCCUGCUCCGGCUCCCCUUCUCUGAGGGCCUAUCCUCUCAUCUCUGUCAUCACCAGGCAGCCCUCGGCCGUCUCCCACUUCAUCCCUGCCGCCAGCACUUCCCGCGUCCUCUCGCCACACCCCACGCCGGGGAGCACCUGCUCAGAGACCCAGGCCAGCGAGACCCACGGGAGCAGCGAGUCGGAGGCGGAGCAGUCCGCGCCCCGCUUGAAGAAGCCUCGCCGCAGCCGCACCAUCUUCACGGAGCUGCAGCUCAUGGGGCUGGAGAAGAAGUUCCAGAAGCAGAAGUACCUCUCCACUCCAGACAGGCUGGAUCUGGCCCAGUCCCUCGGCCUAACACAACUUCAGGUGAAGACUUGGUACCAGAAUCGCAGGAUGAAGUGGAAGAAAAUGGUCCUGAAAGGUGGGCAGGAGGCCCCCACAAAACCCAAAGGCCGCCCCAAGAAAAACUCCAUUCCCAGCUCCGAAGAGAUCGAAGCGGAGGAGAAGAUGAACAGCCAAGCUCACAAGCCGGCUUUGGAGGAAAGCCAGGCCACGGAAGAGUGUGGGUUGACCGGGGAGUCAUUGGAUGCCACUUCAGAGACAGAGGAAUCUCCUAAAAACAGAGCUGAAACCCCUCUGGGAGAAACUGCAUCAAGUUAAGAGAGAGGGAGAGAGAGA
Messenger RNA from Podarcis raffonei (Aeolian wall lizard), 953 nucleotides. It is a transcript of the gene BARX2, whose product is annotated as BARX homeobox 2. NCBI's taxonomy places the organism in Eukaryota, Metazoa, Chordata, Lepidosauria, Squamata, Lacertidae. Gene Ontology annotation, molecular function: RNA polymerase II transcription regulatory region sequence-specific DNA binding; DNA-binding transcription factor activity, RNA polymerase II-specific. Bases 114 to 935 code for a protein of 273 amino acids. The transcript is spliced from 4 exons. The record is from RefSeq and is a predicted model, not a curated record. Gene Ontology annotation, cellular component: nucleus. Gene Ontology annotation, biological process: regulation of transcription by RNA polymerase II.